UUCAACCCAUUACACAUUCAAGCACGAUGUCUCAUUUUAUUUUACAGUGACGUUUAUGUUUGAGUUAGAUUAUGAUAAUAUAUCCGACGUUAUCGUUGCUGGCAUCAAAAGUCAGCUCCCUUUCAUGAUUGGUUUUAAUGGAGGCAGCGUCAACAUAACUGUUUUCAACAAGAAUGAUAAAAUUGGCGUUGAGUUUGCAUUAAUUUCCACUACUCCUGAUAUUGAUGAUAUUAUGUUGCAAACAAAAAGUUUUGUUACGUGUGGCACUGUUCUCAUUGUACCGGGAGGUCCUGAUAUACUUGCUGUUGAUGAUUCGUUCGAGGUCGAGUAUCCCUCAGAUAUGGAACCAGUUCUAACAGGAAAUGAAGAGAUAACUUGCCCUGGAGAAGAAUCGGGAAGCUCUAUGCACGCAAUGAAAGUACCAGUCAUCACUCUUGCAGUUACAAUGAGCAUAUUGUCUGUUUACAGAUUUUAGUCAACUGUAUGAUAUAUCUACAGAACGUUUUUUUUUUUUUAAUUAAGCCUACUUACUUUGUACAUAAUGUUGUUUUUUGUUUUGUUUUAUCUUUGUUAGUGUUUAUGAAUUAUUAUAUGUACCACAUUGAAAACAUAACCCCUUAAAUCUUUGAUACAGUGUAAACCACUGUACACUGUUGUUUCUUUUUACAUUCAUUUACUAUAUAACAAACAUUUUAUGUGUUUUGUGGUUUUAGGAUUAGGCGGUGAAAUCUUUAUCAAUGAUUUUAUAUGAUUUUCUUUUUCAAAUCAAUAAUCGAUGUGAUAUCUAUUCAAAAUGUCUAAAAUUCAACACUUAUGUUAUGAACUCUUGAAUUGAACGUUGUAUUUUAACCAGUUUGUUGCUUCUUCUAGAUGAAAUUGAAGAUAAGAAGCAAUAAGCCAGGUUAAUCUUCAUGAUCUGCAAACCAGGAUAAUCAGAUAGGCUAUGAGACCAGCCAUAGAACGCUGGCACCCAAUCGGCUGUGCCUUUAUGCAGUCUUAGACCUGGCCAAUGAAAAGCUUGUCUGAUUCUAAUAGUCUAAUAUAUUUGAAAUGCAGAUUUUUGAAUAUCAUAAAUGAUUAUAUUGUUGAAUAUUAAGUAAAGACGAAAGGUGACACUUUCUGUUUAAAUCUACUGAGAGGGCGGAUGUUACAUUUGAAAUACGCAUGUGUGUAUCUUAAAAAUAUAACAUCAUAAUGAGCGUCUGUUUGUCCGAAAAGUUUGAUCAAGUUGCUCGUUACACGUGUAUCUACAAGUUGAAGAUUUCAGAGUCCGGGUUUACGCAUACAUUUUAACGUGUACGACAAAAUUGCAUUAUUCUGAAUUUUAACAACUCUGUCGAAUUUUGAAAUAAAAAAUGAAAACCUACAUGUACGUAUGUAAAUAUGAACUCAAAAACACAAUUAUGAUAUUAUACACAGAAAGUUUUAACCUGGAUAGUUAUGUUAGUAGAGUGCAUUAUAUUGUUGAUGUUUUUUUAAGUAUUUCACUUUUUUAACGAUGUCUUACAUAGCACCUAUGGUUUCUGAUUGGACCAGCAAUUCGUACAUAUUUUUUUUUACUUUCCAGCACCAAAAUAACAUAACAAUUUUAUCCUGAGUAUUAACCCUACUUUCUCAACAAAUCUCAAACCAGAAAUUUCAAAAUAUCCUUAUUUUAUUCCUAAAAAGUACAGCAUGUACGUUACGCCUCAUUACCAUGAACAAUGUUAAACGACUGUGUCUAGAAGAUGGGUUGGAUAACCUUCAGUCGGAUAGAGGCUAUAGAUUGAAAUAUUUAGUAAGACGAAAACAUGACCGGUCGCUACGCUGCACCCUCCCACCUCCCAUUUUUUAGGUUUUCACGUCAUAUGUUCGAUAAGCAGCAACUUUGAAUUUUACAUUUAGUCAUCUUGUUGGUAUUCUAUCCUUUGAGGUUUUCGGCUAAAACUUCAAUUGCAUCACGUCGUACUUCCUUUUUCUUUCAAAUGCAUUGCUUAAAAGAUAUUAUACAUUUGACUUAGCAGUAUUUACACGCACUAGUCACUAAAGAUCAAAUUUGAAGAACUAAUUGUAUUUGACGAUUAUCAGUUGAAACAUACAAUCCUUUCAUUUACAAAAACAAAUAACAUGUUGUGAUUUAUAACUACUUGGUAUAAUUGUAAUUGUGGCCGCAAAACAACACCAACUGGAUGAAACAAAAUGUAUUGCUCAAUAAUUUUGAAAUCUAUACGGAUACAAGGUUAUUUAACUCUGAAUUAACCGUUUAACUUAAGAAAGAAUGAGAAAAGGAAAUAUAGUUGUACUAACACAAUAUUGUAAGACUUUGAUCUGACUGGUUGAUGUGUUUGUUUCGUACUUGUUAUUGAUCAGAAAUGACUUUCUGAUAAAGGCCAUUCUUGAAGAAACAAUAUUACUGAAAAGUGGGUUAAUGCAAAUGAAGGAUUAUCUGUUAUUGUUACAGUAUUUGCCUCACCCUUUCUGCUCUUUAGUUUUUUCCCUUAAUUGUGUAAGGUCACUUAACUAUUGUACUUUUAUGUUUUCAAUAAAACUAUUUAUG
Mercenaria mercenaria is the source of this 2536-nucleotide messenger RNA. RefSeq lists its product as uncharacterized. The record is from RefSeq and is a predicted model, not a curated record. The coding region runs from base 56 to 475 and encodes 139 amino acids. Lineage: Eukaryota; Metazoa; Mollusca; Bivalvia; Venerida; Veneridae. The transcript is spliced from 4 exons.